AGCCAAACCCCCCAACUGCUACGUUCCCCCGACACCCAACUCACUGGCUGGCUGGCUCCGCCCCGCGUCCGCGAAGCUUCUCCCUGCCCCCGCGCCGUAUAUAGGACCACGCACCCGCACGGCCACCACCACGAGCACGCCGCACGCGCGCCCACCUCCAACCCACUUCUCGCUCUUCUCCUUUGCCGCGCCGCGCUCGUGUCCGUGCGCACGUGCAGCCGUGCUCGAUCGGCACAGCCAGCCAUGGCGGCGGGCGCCGGCAGGUCGAGGGAGGCGGACCCCGCGCGGUGCAGGAGGCACCCGAAGCACCGGCACGAGGCGGGCGUGUGCCCGUUCUGCCUCCGGGACCGCCUGUCGCGCCUCUCGGCCGCCGCAGCCGGCGCGUCCGCGUCGUCGUCGUCGGGCUCCUCCUCCCCGUGCUCGUCGUGGGAGGAGACCGUCGCGCUGUCGUCGGCGCAGGCGCCGCGGCCCCGCCGCGGGAACCUAGGCCUGCUGCUGCGGCAGGAGGGGAGGGAGGCUGCGGCGCUGGCCGCGGGACGCCGCGUGGAGCAGGAGCAGCAUCAGGAGGAGAGGACGGCCAGGAGGGGCAGCAACUUCUGGGCGCGGCUGCAGCAGCAGCUCCACCACGGGGGCUGGCACAGGAAAGACGGGUGCUCGGAGGCCGCCGAGAAGCAUGGCGACGCCGCCGCGACAAACAAGCGAGCGCCUUGGGUCUGAUGCAGGCGGCGGAGGCCGACGUGAGCGGCGAGGUUGUGUGCUGUUCGCCUGUUCCUGUGUUUACGCCGUUGAUUAUCUCGUAAUUCCUUCGGUUUCUUUUCUUUCUGUCCUGUGAAUCUGUGAUCUGCUGCCCGACUAGCAAAAUGUGGCCUAAUGGCUCGCCCAUUUUGUAAACAUCACCAAAUGAAGGCUUUGCACUCGGCUCAUUCGUGUUCUUCUGCAGACAUGAUCAGGAAGCUAAUCGUGUUCACUGAC
Setaria italica (foxtail millet) is the source of this 972-nucleotide messenger RNA. RefSeq lists its product as uncharacterized. NCBI's taxonomy places the organism in Eukaryota, Viridiplantae, Streptophyta, Magnoliopsida, Poales, Poaceae. The coding region runs from base 244 to 717 and encodes 157 amino acids. The record is from RefSeq and is a predicted model, not a curated record. The transcript has a single exon.